Pseudopipra pipra is the source of this 1062-nucleotide messenger RNA. Its product is annotated as ubiquitin carboxyl-terminal hydrolase 42-like. Gene Ontology annotation, biological process: regulation of apoptotic process; protein deubiquitination. Gene Ontology annotation, molecular function: cysteine-type deubiquitinase activity. NCBI's taxonomy places the organism in Eukaryota, Metazoa, Chordata, Aves, Passeriformes, Pipridae. Gene Ontology annotation, cellular component: cytosol; nucleus. The coding region runs from base 46 to 1062 and encodes 338 amino acids. The transcript has 10 exons. The record is from RefSeq and is a predicted model, not a curated record.
AUCCUUGGUCAUCUAAAGCAUUGCACUCUCUUCCUGAGAGAGGCAAUGGCCACAGCAGGGAACGACUCCUUCAUUGCCGAGGGAAUGACUCCGCCACAAAGGAUCCUCUUUCCCCCAGAGAAGAUUUGCAUGGUCUGGCAGCAAAGACAGAGUGCUGGAGCAGGACUCCUCAAUGUGGGCAACACAUGCUUCCUUAAUGCUGUCCUGCAAUGCCUGACAUACACCCCGCCACUGGCCAACUAUCUGCUCUCCCGGGAGCACAGCCAGGCCUGUCGCCAACAAGGCUUCUGCAUGAUGUGCAUCAUGGAAGCGCAUGUUAACAAGGUCCUGCGUUCAGUCAGUGCCAUCCUGCCUUUGGCUGUUCUCAGGGCUUUCAGAUUCAUAGGAGAACAUUUUCAGCUUGGCAGGGAGGAAGAUGCCCAUGACUUCUUAUGCUGUACUGUCAAUGCCAUGCAGAGAGCUUGUCUGAGUGCAAGCAACGACUUGGACAUAUCAUCUCAAUCUACUACCAUUGUCCAUCAAAUAUUUGGAGGCUUUCUGAGAUCCAGAGUCAUCUGCUUCAGCUGCAAAGCCAUUUCUGAUUCCUAUGAGGCCUUCCUGGAUGUCCCCUUGGAUAUCAAAGCAGCCUCAUCCCUCACUGCAGCUCUGGAGGACUUUGUAACACCGGAGCACCUGGAUGGGGAAAACUGCUUUAAAUGUAGCAAGUGUGAGAAGAAUGUUGCCGCCACUAAGAGGUUCACUGUCCACUGUGCACCCAAGGUUCUCACUGUGUGUCUGAAGAGGUUUGACUGCUUCACUGGUGGCAAGAUCAGCAAGGUUGUAGGGUAUCCGGAGUACUUGGAUCUUCGCCCAUACAUGUCUCAGGCAGAUGGAGAAGCACUCCUCUACUCCUUAUAUGCUGUCCUGGUGCACAGUGGUGUCAGCUGUCAUGGAGGACACUAUUUCUGCUACACAAAGGCCAGCAAUGGAUUGUGGUACCGGAUGGACGAUGAAUCUGUGCAGCUGUGUUCCAUUGACACAGUUCUCAGGCAGCAAGCCUACCUGCUGUUCUAUGCCAGGUAA